Messenger RNA from Miscanthus lutarioriparius, 2520 nucleotides. The record is from the annotation of a GenBank genome assembly. Lineage: Eukaryota; Viridiplantae; Streptophyta; Magnoliopsida; Poales; Poaceae.
AUGGGGAACGAGUCAGAUCACCCUCAGCACGAGCAUGGUAUGGCCGAUCAAGCGUCUCGUCCCUUCACUUCAGUCUUACUGUCGGCACCACCUGUCGCACAAGCUGCACAACAAGAUACCAGUUCUUCUGACAACAAAUCGCCUAGCCUGCUGCAUGGAAGUAGCCUAGUCCCACCUGAAGAUGGCUACGUCUGGAAGGCGUGCGCGCAGAACAUCGUUCCAGGCUGUGGAUAUCCCACCAUGUAUUACAAGUGCACCCAGGAAAACUGUGACGCCAAUAAACUGGUGGUAUGCUCUGCUGAUGGCCAUCAGGUUCUUGAGACGGUUCUUAGUGGUUGCCACAACCACCCACGUCAUCAGCAAUAUUGUGAUCUACCCGUGCUCAAGGUAUCAGAAGCGGAGACUUCAAUGCCUGGGUCCGGGGAGGGAGAUGAUAAGCAACUUUCUAGUUCAAGUGAUAGUGAUGAAGAUGAUGAUGACCAAGCAAGAGUCGAAGAAGCCACCGGUGAUGACAGUGCGAUGGAAAGGCAUGUGCCACAUCCAGCUGAAAGGAUCACUGCACAGACCGGGACUGCAAAUUCUCACCGACAUGCUGGUGGAAAAAGAAGAUCAAAGUCCAAGGUGUGGGGGGAAUUUACUGCUGUGUUAAGAGGUGACAAAAUUCAAUGGGCCGAAUGUAAACAUUGUAAAAUGUGCUUUGGUGGAACAAGCACAGGAAGAACAACCCAUCUGCGGCAGCAUCUUAAGAUCUGUCCAGCGCGGCCUGCAACAGGCCGGAUGCAGCAACAGAGGUCAUCUCCACAUCCUGGUUCCACAGUUGAGAACUUCUGGAAGUUCGAUCAAGACAGGUCUCUUGAAUUGCUCAUCAAAGCUUUAGUGUCCAACCUUUUCUCCUCUCCGUUGACAAGCAGCACAACUUUUAGGCAGUUUUGGGCUGGCAUCUGUCCUACUAAUGAUGUGGUACCACAACGUGCUAUUGAAGAGAAGUUUCUCAGUAUUUUUCAGAAUGAAAAGCUUAAGCUUCAGGAGGAAAUAGCACUUGCACCUGGUGGAGUUUUUCUGACAGCUGCAAGCAGUUCUCUUGAAACUAAGAACUUCAUCUUUUUGACGGUGCACUUCAUUGACAAAGAAUGGAACUUGAAUAGGAAAAUCAUCAGAUGUUGCUUUACCGGGUGUGAAGAAGACUUUGAUGCUGAGUAUUUUGUUAGCAUGGUUCCCAAUUUGCAAUCAUGCCACAAUUUCAUUAAUGGGAAUGUGAGAGCAGCUGAAGAAGAAAUAGUGAAAGAGGUAGUACAAAAUUGGAGGAUUGAGUGGAAGCUUCUAGGAAUUUCAUCACCCAGGUCAUUAGGUGAUGCUGCUGUACCGGCUCUGGAGAAGGAUCUUACAGAACAGAACUAUCUUCUUGCCAAAUGUAAGUUGUUAAAUCUCCCCUGCAUAAUAGAUGCCCUAAAUGACCUUUUUGGUUAUGAAAUCAAGGAAUAUGUCGUAAGUACAAGUCAGAUGUGGUUUCAGUACAUGACAUGCACCCCACUACGUAGGGAUAAAUACAAAGAAAUCCUGUCACGCCUGCAAAUAAGCCGACCUUCUUUUGGUUCGAAGAGAUGGUACUUAACUUUCCACUCAUUGGAAGCUGCUUUGCAGUUUAACAACGAGAUGCCAAAUCCUCAGCUUAUAGACUCUCGAUCUUAUCCAGCUAAACCAUCUUUUGCGCAGCUAAAGGCAGCAGAGAACUUCUGUGAUCUUGUAAGGUCGAUUUACCACGCAGUAAAAGUGGUUUCAAGAACUCGCAAUGGGACCUUGAAUUCACAAUUUCACGCAAUUUGGAACUUGAAGAUGGCUCUGCUCCGUUCAUCUACAAAGGAAAACAUCAACCAAGUUUUUAAUAUUGAACAAAUGAAGCUGAAGUUUGACCAGCUUUGGAGGAAAUGGUACCUAUGGCUGUCGUUAGCUGUUGUUCUCGAUCCCAGAUAUAAAAUAAGGUUUCUUGUUGUUUGCUUUAAGGAAGCCUUUGGUAGUCAUGCCAAAAGGUACAUCUCUGAAGUGCGAGGAAAGCUAUAUGAGCUCUUUCUUCAGCACUCUUGUCAUGUUGAUCCACAAAAUGAUGAGAGCUUUGAUCAGAGAACCAACGAUUUACAGUUGGAUACACAUGGUAGCAUACCAGUACAUGACGCAAGUCAAAAUUACAUUGAGCAAGCAGCACAUGAGGAACUGGGAGAAGUCAUUAGAUACCUUGAAGGAGAGCUUAUUCCUCAAAAUGCCAAUUUCGAUAUUUUGAAAUGGUGGAAGGAAAAUGCUUCGACAUAUCCAGCUCUUGCCAGGCUGGCUCGCGACAUCUUAGCAAUUCCUGGGUCUUCGGUCUCUGCUGAAUCUGCAUUUGAUGAAGCUGAUGAACGGGCGAGUCUUUUCAAUCGGAAGUUGAGUCCUGAAUUAGUUGAGGCCCUCAUCUGUACCCAGGAUUGGAUCAAAUCUUCAGAAAUAAUUUCUGACGAAGUUGGUGGAAACAUAAACAUGCCUGCUUAA